This is a messenger RNA of Daucus carota subsp. sativus, 2769 nucleotides long. RefSeq names its product protein FAR1-RELATED SEQUENCE 7-like. The record is from RefSeq and is a predicted model, not a curated record. The transcript has 3 exons. NCBI's taxonomy places the organism in Eukaryota, Viridiplantae, Streptophyta, Magnoliopsida, Apiales, Apiaceae. Gene Ontology annotation, biological process: regulation of DNA-templated transcription. Bases 153 to 2456 code for a protein of 767 amino acids. Gene Ontology annotation, molecular function: zinc ion binding.
UUCAUAAAAUUAAUAUUCACAUUUCACAAGCUCUGUUCAUAUAUAUCUUUAUCUCUUUACCCACAUCAAAUCCUGUCAAAAUCCACGGGAAAGAUUCGGUGGCCCAACAAACCCUAGUGUUGGUUUCUUUCCUGCCCAUCUAAGAUACUAAAAUGAAUAUGGAAGAGUUCGAGCAUGCCAUGCCUUUAAGGGCUGUACCAGCUGGUCUAAGUAUCCCAACAAAUAAUAACCACCGAGAAGAUGGAGAAGAUUUAAGACUUGAACCAUAUGUGGGGUUAGAGUUUGAUUCAGCAGAAAGUGCACAAGAGUUUUAUAAUAUUUAUGCAACCCGGAAUGGAUUCCGAAUUAGGAUAGGUCAGCUUUAUCGAUCCAGGGUGGAUGGGUCAGUUAUUUCCCGCAAAUUUGUUUGUUCAAAAGAGGGUUUUCAGACAAAUACGCGAACUGGAUGCCCAGCUUACAUCAGGGUACAAAAAGAUGACUCCGGAAAGUGGAUGCUAGCCAAUGUCAACAAGGAACACAAUCACGAUCUUGAACUUCCUGGUGAGAUUCAUCCACCGCGUAUACAAAGGAAAUCCCUUCCUUCCCCAAGAUCAUCUGUCGGUUUGUCCACCAGAACUGGAAUUAGUUCGGUUGAGGAGGAUAUCCCAUCUGGCGCAAUGGAUCGUAAACGUCUUAAAAGGGAGGAAGUGCAAGAAGAAACCAGCGUAGUAGUUAGAGGAGAACCGUACAAAGGUCUUGAAUUUAAUAAUGCUUUAGAAGCUUACAGAUAUUACCAUAUAUAUGCUGCUAGCGUAGGAUUCAAAGUUCGGAUUGGUCAGUUGUUCCGAUCUAAAAAAGAUGGUUCUGUUACAUCCAGAAGAUUUGUUUGCUCGAAGGAAGGUCAUCAGCACCCUUCAAGAGUUGGUUGCUCAGCAUUCUUGAGGAUACAAAAACAGUCAUCAGGAAGAUGGAUUGUUGAUCGUCUUGAUAUGGAACACAAUCAUGCAAUGGACUGCCCUGUUGAUGCUAGUGGAACUUUUACUCUGCCAAAGGGAUUUAGGGACGAACUAGGAAAUGGUUUAGAAAAUACAGAUCUAACUGAAGCAAAUGGCGGCUUAAGUCCUGUGGGAAGAGGACGGAGAAGUAACAUUGGAAGUGAAUGGUAUCAUGUGCUUAUAGAAUAUUUUCAGUCUAAGCAAGCAGAAGAUACAGGAUUUUUUUAUGCAGUGGAAGCAGAUGACGGAAGAUGCAUGAGCAUGUUCUGGGCUGAUGGACAUUCUAGAUUUGCUUGCUCACAGUUCGGGGAUGCCAUUUUUUUUGAUACAACAUAUAGGAGAGGCAGUUAUUCUGUUCCGUUAGCUUGUUUUGUUGGGGUUAAUCACCACAGGCAACCAGUACUUCUUGGCUGUGCUUUAAUCGCAGAUGAUUCUGAGGAGUCCUUUACUUGGGUGUUUAAGGCAUGGCUUAGGGCUAUGUCAGGUCGCCAUCCUUUGUCAAUAACAGCGGAUCAGGGGAAACCUAUUCAACAAUCAAUUGCAGAAGUCUUUCCCAGAACACAUCAUCGCUUUUCCACAUGUCAAAAAAUGGAAGAGAAUUUGGGGGCCCUAUUCUCCAUAAAUGAUGAAUUCAAAUAUGAAUAUCAAACUUGCAUUUUGCAGAGUCAGACAGCAAAUGAAUUUGAUCUUUCUUGGAAUGUGCUUCUCAGCAAGUACAACUUAAAGGAAAAUGUUUGGUUGAAGGAAAUGUACCAGAUGCGCAAAAGCUGGGUUCCGUUGUAUAUAAGGGGAACAUUUUUUGCAGGCAUCCAUGUGGAUGGGAUGAAGCCAUAUUUCGGUAAUAUUUUAACGUCUCAAACACCCCUUCACGAAUUUAUUGUACGAUAUGAGAAAGGUCUUGAGCAGCGUAACGAGGAGGAGAAGAAAGAAGAUUUUAGUUCAUUCAACUUGCAACCUAUCUUGCACACCAAAGACCCCAUAGAAGAACAAUGUCGAAGACUUUACACAAUCUCAAUGUUUAAAGUGUUUCAGAAGGAGCUCUUAGAAUGCUAUGGUUAUGCUGGAAUAAAGUUAAACGUUGAAGGUGCCAUUAGUAGAUAUUUGGUGCAAAAGUGUGGCAAUGGAGAGGAAAGUAAGACAGUUGCCUUCAAUGCAUCCAAUCUUAAUAUCAGUUGCAGCUGUAAGAUGUUUGAAUUUGAAGGUGUCCUGUGUAGACAUGCGCUAAAGGUUUUCCAAAUAGUGAACAUAAGGGAACUUCCAUCUCGCUAUAUACUACAUCGUUGGACCAAAAAUGCGAAGUAUGGAAUUUUACGGGAUGUUGAUUCCGGAGGCAGCUAUCAAGACUACAAGCCUUUGAUGUUGUGGAGUUUGAGAGAAGAAGCCCGUAAUUACAUAGAGGCAGGGGCAACAUCUAUUGAAAGAUAUAAAGUAGCUUUCGAGAUCAUGCAUGAAGGUAGAAGAAAUCUUUCUUGGCAAAAUUAGGAAUCUAUUUGAGCCAAGUUGAGACGACUUUAAUCGGACUUUCUUUUUCUUUUUCUUCUCCUUUCUAUAAGAAACUCCCUGUUCUAGUUUUCACCCCUCCCUAAAUCCAAAGUUGAACAGGUCUUUAGUUUUCAGUUUCGAGGUUUGAGUCGGGUAUGUAAUUACAUUUGUAAUUACAGUUCAGUACAUUUUCAAAUUAGUGGUACUUUUUCCCCCACAACUUUUGACAAGUACUUGAAAAGUAUAAAUUACAUGACAACUAUGUUCAAAAUAGGCUGUUUUUAAAUUCUGGAAUGGAACUGUACUUGGUUCA